AAAAGACGUUGGUUCAUAAAAGAGGAAAGAAGUAAGAAUAUGCGAUGCAAAAGCAAGAAUAAUAAAACAGGGAACGUAUAAAGAAAAAAGUAUAUAAAAAAAAGAAGCACUCGUCAGCUUUCGAAGUUGUGCAUAGUGAAAAUCUGCUUUACUGUACCAUCCAUUCUCUUCGACACCGCAACACCAACUUUACGUUUUCUUGCUGUUGCUUUAAAGCAAACAUCCAAAGAUUGGCCAAUACAACAAUAAAACCCACAAGUUCUUGCACAAAAAAAAAGAAGGUUUUUGAGACUUCCCAUUUAGCGAUUCUGUAAGAAACCAGUCCUCCUCCACAUUAGAGAGCCAAAGGGAUGGAGAGAAAGGUUUUGGUGGUGUGUUCUGUUGUGGGUUUAUUGGGAAUUUUAUCAGCUGUUACUGGGUUUGUUGCUGAAGCUACACGAAUCAAGGGCUCUCAGGUUCAGUUUAUCUCUACAUCUGAAUGUGCAUAUCCGCGAAGUCCAGCAAUGGGUCUUGGUUUAACUGCUGCGAUUUCUCUGUUGAUUGCACAACUAAUUGUAAAUGUUUCUAGUGGUUGCAUUUGUUGCAGAAGAAGUCCCAAUCCUUCCAAUCCUAAUUGGAAAAUAGCACUCUUGAGCUUUGUUAUUUCAUGGUUCAGUUUCGUAAUUGCCUUCUUGUUAUUGCUGACUGGUGCUGCCCUUAACGAUCAGCACGGUGGAGGAACUAUGUACUUCGGUAAUUAUUACUAUUACUGCUAUGUCGUGAAACCUGGAGUCUUUGCUGGAGGCGCCAUUCUGUCACUUGCAAGUGUUUUAUUGGCAAUAGUCUAUUACCUCACUUUGAAUUUGGCAAAAACCAAUAGCCCUUUGUGGGGGAAUCCUGUUCCAGCUCAAGGCAUUGCUUUGGGGCAGCCUCCAUUUCCCCCACAAAACACUCAGCAACCCGUUUUCGUUCACGAAGACACAUACGCACGACGACAGUAUGCGUGAUUCAUAACCGGUCUCCAAGCAACUUUUGUGAGUUGGUGAGCUUGUGAAGACACGAAGAAGUACUUAGAGAGUGGACACUUUAGAAGGAUAUGGAAAUUUGUUGCUUCUCUGCAUUUGGCUGUGUAGGUAAGCUGAGGGAUGUUGUAUAGUAAGAUUAUCAUCAAACAAAACAUGUAGUAUUUAUGUGAAAAAGGAAUGUAUUUGGGACUCUGUUUUUGUUUUA
Molecule: messenger RNA, 1209 nt
Organism: Cucumis melo (muskmelon)
Lineage: Eukaryota; Viridiplantae; Streptophyta; Magnoliopsida; Cucurbitales; Cucurbitaceae
Exons: 3
Coding region: 351-986 (211 amino acids)
Source: RefSeq, a predicted model, not a curated record